Molecule: messenger RNA, 1221 nt
Organism: Zasmidium cellare ATCC 36951
Lineage: Eukaryota; Fungi; Ascomycota; Dothideomycetes; Mycosphaerellales; Mycosphaerellaceae
Exons: 2
Coding region: 1-1221 (406 amino acids)
Biological process (GO): protein refolding
Cellular component (GO): cytoplasm
Molecular function (GO): Hsp70 protein binding
Source: RefSeq, a predicted model, not a curated record
AUGCUUCUCUUUUCCGCUCUGGCACUGCUGUGCCUAUUACCUCUGAUCGCGCUUGCGGCAGAGGACUUCUACAAAGUCCUCGAACUCGACCGCGAUGCCUCCGAACGCGAACUGAAAAAAGCCUACCGCCGCCUCUCGAAGAAAUACCACCCCGACAAGAAUCCCGAUGACCACAAAGCCGCGCAGCGAUUCGUCGAGAUCUCCGAAGCCUUCGAAGUCCUCUCCGACGAGCAGAUGCGCAAGAUCUACGACCAGUACGGCCAUGAGGGUGUCAAGCAGCACAAAGAGCGAGGACAGGGUGGGGGCGGCGCGCGGAACCCCUUCGAUCUAUUCAGCCAGUUCUUUGGCGGCGGGGGACAUUUUGGCGGAGGGCAGCGCAAGGGGCCGAAUAUGGAGGUCAAGGUGGCUUUCCCGUUGAAGGAUUUCUACACGGGUGCGGUGCAUGAGUUUAAGAUCAAUAAGCAGGUGGUUUGCGAUACGUGUGAGGGGUCAGGCGCUGAGGAUGGAGAAAGAGAUCGGUGUCAUAAGUGUAAUGGGCAGGGGAUGGUUAUUCAGAAGCAGAUGCUGGCGCCGGGCAUUUUCCAGCAGAUGCAGAUGCAGUGCGAUCAGUGCGGUGGAAGGGGCAGCAUUAUCAAGCACAAGUGCCAUAAGUGCAAGGGUGAGAGGGUGGUCAGGCAAGAAGAGGCGUACGACAUCGAUAUUCAGAAGGGAAUGCCCAGAGGCGUGCGGAUCAACUACGAGAACGAGGGAGAUGAGAAUCCUGAUUGGAUUGCGGGAGAUCUGGUGGUGCAUUUGGUCGAGUCAGAGCCAGAGCUGUCGACAGACGAGAAGGACAAGACCGAUGGCACAUUCUUCAGACGGAAAGACCAGAAUCUCUUCUGGCGCGAAGUGCUGUCACUGCGGGAAGCGUGGAUGGGCGACUGGACGAGGAACCUCACCCAUCUGGACGGCCACGUCGUUCAGCUCUCUCGCAAACGCGGCGAAGUCGUACAACCGGGCGCUGUGGAAGUCGUCGAGGGCGAAGGCAUGCCUGUCUGGCGCCACGAGGAUGGACCCGAAUAUGGCGCUCUGCACAUCGAGUACGUCGUCGUUCUACCCGACCAGAUGGAGAAGGGCAUGGAGAAGGAGUUCUGGGAGACGUGGGAGAAGUGGCGGAAGAAGAAGGGUGUGGACCUGCAUAAAGACAGUGGGAGACCAGCGCCCCGUCACGAUGAGCUAUAG